AUGGCCUCGAUCAACCUCUUCGACGACGACCUCGACCUCAACGGCGUGCCCGCCGCCGUCCCACAGGACACGCCCGCCGCCACCGGUACCGCCGCCGUUCCCGCCGACAUCCUCAUCGUCGCCUCGCAGCAGGCGGCGCAGGAUGGGUCGUACCAGGCGCUCGUGACGGAGUUGGCGGGGAAGGGCAAGGUCGAGAUGCAGAUGGUCGACCGCGUCGUCGAGGGAGCAACCUCGCUCCCGACCUCGCAGUACAAGCAAAUCGCCGUCUUGCUCCCCGCGACGAUGGUCACGGGCUCUCUGCUUGCAUUGCUCGAGCCGGCGCUGGCGGCUGGCGGGUCGUUCGAGGUUCGCGGCGAGGCGAGCGAGAGUGAGGAGGUGCUGGGAGAGUUGACGCUGGUUGGGCUGAGCGGCGCGAACAAGACGGACGGUGCGAUCCUGGCGACCAAGCCGGCCGUUACCUCCGUUCCCCUCUCGCUCAAGCGACCCGCCUCCGCCCUCGACUCUUCCGCCGCCCCCGCUCCCCUGCCAGUAGACGGCGCAAGUGGAGUCGUCCCCCUGCCGACCCGCAAGUCACGAGCGGCCAAGGCGUCUCUCUGGGCUUUCACGACCGCGGCAGCUUCCUCCGGCGCCGCGACACCCACCAUCGACGAGUCGACCCUCUUGACCGAAGCCGACCUCGAGCGACCAACGCUCGUCAAGCGCGAAGACUGCGACGUCAAGCGGACUCGACGAGCGUGCAAGAACUGCACGUGCGGGCUGCGCGAGAUCCUCCUCGACGAGAAGGAGCCGGACGACCUUGUCCAGGCGGGCUUUGCGGCGCAGCCGAAUGCGACGGCGAACAAUGCGAGCACGGCGGGAGGAGCAAAGGUCAGGACGAUCCAGAGCGGCGUGACGAGCAGUUGCGGAAACUGCUACCUCGGCGACGCCUUCCGGUGUGCGAGCUGCCCUUACCUGGGGAUGCCCGCUUUCGAGCCCGGCCAAAAGGUUCUCGUUGGCGGCCUCGAUGACGCCUGA
Rhodotorula toruloides NP11 is the source of this 1014-nucleotide messenger RNA. RefSeq names its product protein of anamorsin family. The record is from RefSeq and is a predicted model, not a curated record. Gene Ontology annotation, biological process: iron-sulfur cluster assembly. NCBI's taxonomy places the organism in Eukaryota, Fungi, Basidiomycota, Microbotryomycetes, Sporidiobolales, Sporidiobolaceae. Bases 1 to 1014 code for a protein of 337 amino acids. Gene Ontology annotation, molecular function: iron-sulfur cluster binding. Gene Ontology annotation, cellular component: cytoplasm. The transcript is spliced from 4 exons.